AUGGGGAGGUUAGACACGAGAAUCCAAGUAAUCUGGCCGGAGUAUCAAUUUAUAUCAUCUGCUGUCUCUUAUACUUUUCAGCUACAUUGGCAGUGCAAGGCGGCCAACUCAGGAGGUACUCCGCUGCAAGAUCUCUCUUUACCGGCGUGGACUAAUGCUGUGACACCAAAGAUUGAUGUAGAGGGCCUCACCAUCGCCGUCUCUUCAUCACGGGAUACUCCGGAGGAUCCUUCGAAGCCGAAGCCCAGAGGGAAAACCAAGGGAAAGCCAGAUACAAGAGAACUUAUCUCAGAUGCUCAUCUGCGGCUGAAGGCAGGCGUACACUAUGGGCUGAUAGGUCGGAAUGGGACUGGAAAGUCAACGCUCUUGCGAGCUAUGGCAGACAAACUCGUCCCUGGAAUUCCACAUUCGACACGGAUAGCUAUCUUGCAACAGACAGAGACCGCGUCGGAAGAGGACGUCAAGGACUUUGCCGCCGAGGAAGCAGAAAACAAACACAAGACAGUCCUUCAAUAUGUUUUGAGCAGUGAUCAUUCCCGGAAUGAAGUGGUUCAGAAGAUGAACUUGGUCGAUAUUGAACAACAGGCGCGUCAAAUUCUGAUUGGUUUAGGCUUCCACGAGACCACGUUCGAUAAACCAUUCCUAACCUUAUCCGGAGGCUGGCGUAUGCGAUGCAUGCUGGCAAGUGUCCUUAUCCAGAGCCCAGAUUUCAUGAUCCUCGAUGAACCGACAAAUUUCUUGGACUUGCUAGGAGUAGUUUGGCUUGAGAACUAUCUCCGGCAGCUGAAGGACACGUCACAGACCACUAUAAUCUUGGUUUCCCACGAUAGGGACUUCGUAAAUGCCGUCUGCGAAGAGAUCAUCAUUCUAAGGGAUCAGAAGUUCACAUACUUCAAAGGUAAUUUGUCGGCCUACGAGAAAGAUUUUGAAGAACAAAAGUUGUACUGGGGUCGUAUGAAGGAGGCACAAGAGCGCCAGAUUGCUCACAUGGAAGCAACCAUUCGUGAAACAACCAAGACAGGGAAGAAAACAAAUGAUGAUAACAAAUUGCGUAUGGCUAAGUCGCGGCAAAAGAAACUGGAUGACAGGAUGGGCGUCCAAGUGAGUGCGACAGGAGGGCGGUUCAAACUGAAUCGAGACCGAGCUGGAUGGCAUUCGAGUUCUCGAGAAGAGAUCGAGGUCCCGACAGACGAAAAGGGUACUUCAUUGAUCCUACCUGACGCCACGGAGCUGCGGUAUCCAGGCCCGCUUAUUUCUGCGGAAGGGAUUGUUUUCAAGUAUAAGCCGAAUGGAGCACCAGUAUUGGAUGGAGUGGACCUUGUCAUGCAUAUGGGGGAUCGAGUUGGCCUCAUGGGUCUCAAUGGAUGCGGAAAGUCCACAUUGAUCCGUCUCCUUGUUGGAAAUGCGUUGCCGACUAAGGGAAAGAUAUCAACACAUUCGAGACUAAAACUCGGCUACUAUGCACAGCACUCAAUAGAGGACCUGCAAGAACAGGGUCAAGCUGACCCUAACUUAACCGCAUUAGGCCUUAUGGCUAAGGAAACUGAUGGGAUAAUGAGUGAAGGUCACCUGAGGGGUUUGCUAUCAAGCUUGGGUCUCCAGGGCCGAAUCGCCUCCGAUGUACCUGUGUCUCGUCUAUCCGGCGGUCAACUUGUCCGUUUAGCAUUGGCGAAAGUCAUUUGGAAUUCUCCACAUUUGCUCGUCUUAGACGAAAUCACUACCCAUCUGGAUUUCCAUACUGUUACAGCCCUCGCAUCUGCGCUAUCUUCUUUCAACGGGGCGAUUCUCUUAGUAUCACAUGAUCGGUUCCUGGUCCGUUCGGUCAUAGAAGGCAAACGUGACGAGGAACAUCAACUGGACGAUGACUUUGAGGGUAUUGACGAAGAGAUGGACGAGUCUCAGAGCCGAAGGCGAGCUGUGUACGUCCUGAAGGGCGGAAAGCUCAAGGAACAGAACAAAGGGGUAGAGCAGUUUGAACAGAGCUUGGUGAAACGUGUGCAGAAGAUGCUUCCGGCGCAGGGGUAG
Messenger RNA from Aspergillus oryzae RIB40, 2025 nucleotides. Its product is annotated as ABC-F family ATP-binding cassette domain-containing protein. The record is from RefSeq and is a predicted model, not a curated record. Gene Ontology annotation, molecular function: ATP hydrolysis activity; ATP binding. The transcript is spliced from 5 exons. The coding region runs from base 1 to 2025 and encodes 674 amino acids. NCBI's taxonomy places the organism in Eukaryota, Fungi, Ascomycota, Eurotiomycetes, Eurotiales, Aspergillaceae.